AUGUCGCGCUCUACAAGCCCAGAAGAUAUAUUCACCCUGAUCCAGGGUGAAGCAAGGGUUAUACUUAUAUCUAUUUUUAUUGCGUUCUCACAGUUCCAGUACGGUUAUGACUCCGCUGCAGUUUCUGGAUUCCAGAGCAUGCCUGGUUUUCUCGCUGUAUUCGGCUAUGUGGAUCCUACAAACUCUUUAGGCUUCGGCAUUCGCACGUCGGUCCAAACUCUUAUCCAAAGUCUUCUACAGCUAGGCGGCUUCCUUGCGUCCGUUUUCAUUUUCAAAUUUGGAACUCGCAUCAGUAAUCGGAGAGGACUGUGGGCCGGAUGUGGGUUCUCCAUUAUUGCAAUCAUUCUUCAAAUGUGCAGCGUUCAGUUCGCUGCUCUCUAUGCGGGAAGACUCAUUCUCGGAAUAUCAAAUGGUUUCUACCUGACGUAUUCGGCUACAUAUCUGGGAGAGAUCGCACCUACCCAUCUACGUGGCUCUGCCGUGGGCCUUGUUACAUUUCAAACAUCAUUCGGCGCCUUGAUAGGUGUCCUGAUCGAUAACUAUACGACGAAAUACCUGUCUCGCACUGCAUAUUUGAUUCCCUUGGGUGUCAUGCUUUUUGUGCCGGUGUUCUUAUCGAUCGGGUUGCUUUUCCUCCCAGAGAGCCCACGACACUAUGUACGCCUUGGAUCUGACGCGAAAGCCGAAAAUGCGCUUCGCAUUCUUCGGGGUAUCAAGGACCAAGAUCAGCUUGUGGCUGAAGUUGCUGCAAUACGCGAAGCCUGGAUUUUGGAAAACGCCCGCAGCGAGAAUAUUCGGCUCAUCGACGCAUUUAGAGGAAAUGACCUCAAGAGAACGGUCCUCAGCCUGUGCUGCAGUAUCGGCCAAACCGCGAGCGGGGUCAUAUUCUUUUCUUCUUAUUCCAUCUACUUCUACGCCGAAGCGGGUGUUAAGAAUGAGUUUAUUUGGGUCAUGAUGAGUUUGGCAAUCGCUCUCACCGGCAACAUGGGCGCCUUUUUUGUCAUGCGUUUCGUUGAGCGAAGAUUCCUGUUGAGUAUAUGCUCUCUCGUCAACGCCAUAGUCAUGUUCGCUAUUGCAGGCGUAUAUACACGAUUAAGCACGGGAUCCUACACUGCGGCACAAGUCCUUGUCGCAAUGGGAACAUUGUUUACCUGGGUCUAUGGCGUAGGGCAGGGUCCUGUGCUCUGGGCACUGACGGUGGAGUUGCCGUCCCAGCGACUACGAUCGAAGACUGUGGGACUCGCAACAGGCUGCAACUACAUAUUCGCAUGGCUCGCGACAUAUUGUUCUCCCUAUUUCAUCAACCCGACCGCGUUGGACUGGGGACCGAAAUAUUGCUAUAUUUGGGGGACGAGCAAUCUAAUUCUAGCAAUCUGGGCCUUCUCGGUGAUACCCGACGUGAAAGGCAAAAGUUUGGAGCAAAUAACAGGUUCAAUGAUAGGGCAGUCCAAAAAGACGACUGAUGAAUCAGUGGUGGCCUCGUGA
Molecule: messenger RNA, 1485 nt
Organism: Penicillium cataractarum
Lineage: Eukaryota; Fungi; Ascomycota; Eurotiomycetes; Eurotiales; Aspergillaceae
Exons: 2
Coding region: 1-1485 (494 amino acids)
Biological process (GO): carbohydrate transport; transmembrane transport
Cellular component (GO): membrane
Molecular function (GO): carbohydrate:proton symporter activity
Source: RefSeq, a predicted model, not a curated record